Hydra vulgaris (swiftwater hydra) is the source of this 949-nucleotide messenger RNA. Lineage: Eukaryota; Metazoa; Cnidaria; Hydrozoa; Anthoathecata; Hydridae. The record is from RefSeq and is a predicted model, not a curated record.
AGGCAAAAAGUCGGUGUUUAGAGGCCGAUUUGAAUUGGCCCACUUAUAAAGCACGAAUUUUGUCUACUGCUGAUUCACUUUAUGAGGCUCGUCAGAAAGCAAUAUUGGCUGAAGACACUUCGAACCUCGAAGUUGAAAAUAGUAUAAAGCAAAGAAGAAUAAAUAUUAUACAAGCUGAUGAAAGUGACAAAAGUGAAGUUGAAUCUGAUUGCAGCGAAGAGUUUAUUGAAAACAACUGUUCUUGAAAAUAAGACAUAUAUGCCAACAUUCGAUUCUUCUGCUAACUUUGCAAGUACUAGUCAGACUAACACAAUAUUAACUGCAAUUUUGACACAAAUUGAAGACAUAAAACAAACUUUAAAAGUUCAUUCUGCUAUUUUGCAAAGCCUAGUGCAACGAGACAGAGGUAUAAAUGCAAGUUUAUGUCAGCUUCCAGAGGAUAUAAAAUUACCUAUUUUAACAUAUGAGGAUCUACUAGUAAUGGAUCAGAAGUUGAUAGAUCCUCUAGUGAAGAAAUGUAUGAUUAAAGUGAUAGCUGAUAUAGGUGGAGUUGAUCUUUCCGAUUUUAUAAAACGAUCAAUGAAAUUUCUUCUUGGCAAUGAUCUCUCUAAAAAAUUAAAUCUUACUGGACAAAAUCAAAAGCAACCUUUUAAAACAUUGAAUAUAUGUGAAGUUCUGUUCAGUAGCGUGAAAGUUAAUGCAACUACUCUAGAUGCAAAUAAAAAGCAAAUCGAGGCAGAACUAUCAAAGUGGUUUACCAAUUCACGGGAUCGUGGUAGUGAUCGUCGGGGAAGAAAAAAAAGAUUAAAAGACAUCAACAAUGAAUCAGAUUUUAUUUUCAACAAAUAAUUUGUUGCAUAAUAUUUUAGAAAAUAAAAUUUUUAUUUAAAAUUAUUUUGAUGUGGUUUUUAAAUUUAUCCAACAUUAUAUAUCUCAGUUAUUCAUAGCA